UUCCAUCAAAGUUGCAUUUGGGCCUCGGAGCUAGUUUUAGGGUUGCGGAGCAUUUCAUUCCACACAGAGUUUGUAGGGUCGAGUCGUCUGUGGUUGCGUUACUAGAGCUUUCUUUGCUUGAGAAAUUUCACGCUAUUCGGGGUGUAGAGGCCUUUUUCUUUUCUGUCUCCAAGGUGUUUGAAGAUGUCGCUGCUUCCCAGAGCAGCGCAGGCUGUGUCGCGGAAUGUGACGACAAGGAUGCUGCACUCGAGCGCCCCCGCUUUGAUGACCUCAACCACGCUGAACGCGCCUACGUCGAGCACGACAUCGAAGGGCGGGCCUGGGGCUGAAUUCGUGUUGUCGAAGGUAGAUGCGCUCAUGAAUUGGGCGCGGACGGGGUCUAUCUGGCCGAUGACAUUCGGUCUGGCGUGCUGUGCUGUAGAGAUGAUGCACACGGGUGCUGCGCGCUACGACUUGGAUAGGUUUGGGAUCAUUUUCCGUCCCAGUCCCAGGCAGUCGGAUUGCAUGAUUGUGGCCGGAACUCUGACGAACAAGAUGGCUCCCGCUUUGCGCAAGGUGUACGAUCAGAUGCCAGAGCCAAGGUGGGUAGUGUCUAUGGGUAGCUGUGCGAAUGGAGGAGGCUACUACCACUACUCGUACUCAGUGGUACGUGGGUGUGAUCGCAUUGUACCUGUGGAUAUUUAUGUGCCUGGAUGCCCUCCAACCGCGGAAGCUCUGCUAUACGGAUUGCUUCAGUUGCAGAAGAAGAUCAACAGGCGCAAGGACGUGACGUUGUGGUGGAACAAGUAAGCGUGGUUUCGGAGAAACACCAGUGCAAAGUGAUUCUUGAUAUGCCUUUGUUGGCUUUGAAUGAGCAAAAAAAAAAAGGUAAGACUGCAUUCUGAGGCGCAAUGGUCAAAUGUAGACAGGUUGAGGAGUUUCUUUUAGCAGCUCUGUGCUCUUUAGAAUAUAGUUUUUUGGCUUGCUUGUUAUCUGGAGCGGAUGUCAUGAUAGAAAAGCACACGAUUGGAGACAAGCCGAUCCAACUUGUUUCUGAAAUAAGAACGCAUUUGUUAAUAUGCGAAGCAGUGUUUGAGUGGUAGUGUUUCAGCGGAAGUACCUCCAAGAAUCUGUUGGUUUGAAUGUAAUAUGGUUAGCUGCUGUAUAUGUUUGUCGAAAUGCAUGGGUAUGGAUAUAAUUAUUCGGUGUAGUAGUUCAGCGUAGGGAAUUUGCAUUCUUUGUACGGUUUUAUUGGCAAAUUUCACGGACUAGGAGAAGUUGGGUUGUUAAGGUUAAUAAAGCGAGACUUCUAUUUCCUUA
Molecule: messenger RNA, 1299 nt
Organism: Physcomitrium patens
Lineage: Eukaryota; Viridiplantae; Streptophyta; Bryopsida; Funariales; Funariaceae
Biological process (GO): aerobic respiration; electron transport coupled proton transport; mitochondrial respiratory chain complex I assembly
Cellular component (GO): respiratory chain complex I
Molecular function (GO): 4 iron, 4 sulfur cluster binding; quinone binding; NADH dehydrogenase (ubiquinone) activity
Source: RefSeq, a predicted model, not a curated record